Molecule: messenger RNA, 726 nt
Organism: Closterium sp. Naga37s-1
Lineage: Eukaryota; Viridiplantae; Streptophyta; Zygnematophyceae; Desmidiales; Closteriaceae
Source: the annotation of a GenBank genome assembly
AUGGCGAUGACACCGGAGGACAUGGAGGUGAGGCUGAAGGAGAUGGUGCUGAAGGUGCAGCUGGGGGAGAUGGCGGGCGGCGAGGGCGAGCGCGUGGCGGCGUUGGAGGCGAAGCUGAGGGAGCAGGGCGACGCCAUGGCUGCCAUGCAGCGUGACAUUGCCGACAUGCGCCGCGCCACGGCGGCGACGGGCGCUUUGGGGGAGAAUGAUACCGGUGAAGAAGCGAAAGGCAUUGGCGCGCAGCCACUGAAAGGUGUGCAGGAUAACGUGUUCGCUGCGAUUGAAGUGGAGGAGAUGAAGGCGCAGGUGGACGCGGCGAGGGGGGAGGCGAGUGAGGUGCGCGGAGAGGUGGGCACGCUGAAGGCGGAGCUUGCGCAGAUGAGAGCUUCGGUGGAGCGGCAGGCGGCGGAGGUGGCGUACGUGAAGGCGACGGCGGCGCACUCGGAGGCGCGCAUCAACCACGUCGAGCUGGCGCUCGCCGCCAUCAAGAAGAGCCGCGCCGAGCGCGAGGCGGGCAGCCGGGGGGAGCAUGCGGGGGAAGAGACGCGCGCGGGGAAGAGGCGGAAAAGGGAGGAGGGGGGAGACAAAGGGGGCAUGGCAGAUGCCCUGAUCGCUAGUGGUGAUUCGCUCGAACAACAGCGGGAUGAGGCGGAACGGGGUGCGCGAAGCGUACUCGAGGAAAAAUGGGUGAGGCGUGUGACACGGAGGUUCAGAUGCAAGGGCUGA